Messenger RNA from Vanderwaltozyma polyspora DSM 70294, 1248 nucleotides. RefSeq names its product phosphoglycerate kinase (gene PGK1). The transcript has a single exon. NCBI's taxonomy places the organism in Eukaryota, Fungi, Ascomycota, Saccharomycetes, Saccharomycetales, Saccharomycetaceae. The coding region runs from base 1 to 1248 and encodes 415 amino acids. Gene Ontology annotation, cellular component: cytosol. Gene Ontology annotation, biological process: glycolytic process; gluconeogenesis. Gene Ontology annotation, molecular function: ATP binding; phosphoglycerate kinase activity; ADP binding. The record is from RefSeq and is a predicted model, not a curated record.
AUGUCUUUGUCCCAAAAAUUAACUGUUUCUGACUUACAAUUGAAAGACAAACGUGUCUUCAUCAGAGUUGACUUCAACGUCCCAUUAGACGGUACCACCAUUACCUCUAACCAAAGAAUCGUUGCUGCUUUGCCAACCAUCAAAUACGCUUUGGAACAACAAGCUAGAUACGUUGUCUUAGCCUCUCAUUUAGGUAGACCAAACGGUGAAAGAGUCGAAAAGUACUCUUUGAAGCCAGUUGCUGCUGAAUUAGAAAAAUUGUUGGGUAAGCCAGUCACUUUCUUGAACGACUGUGUCGGUGCUGACGUCAACAAGGCCUGUGAAGCUUCCGCUCCAGGCUCUGUCAUCUUAUUGGAAAACUUGAGAUUCCACAUCGAAGAAGAAGGUUCCAAGAAGGUCGAUGGUGUUAAGACCAAGGCUGCUCCAGAAGCUGUUGAAAAGUUCAGAAAGGAAUUGUGCUCUUUGGCUGACGUUUACAUUAACGAUGCCUUCGGUACUGCCCACAGAGCUCACUCUUCUAUUGUCGGUUUCGACUUACCACAAAGAGCUGCUGGUUUCUUGUUGGCCAAGGAAUUGGCUUACUUCGGUAAGGCUUUGGAAAACCCAACCAGACCAUUCUUGGCUAUCUUGGGUGGUGCUAAGGUUGCUGACAAGAUUCAAUUGAUUGACAACUUGUUGGACAAGGUCGACUCUAUCAUCAUUGGUGGUGGUAUGGCUUUCACCUUCAAGAAGGUUUUGGAAAACGCUGAAAUCGGUGACUCCAUCUACGACAAGGCUGGUGCUGAAAUUGUUCCAAAGUUGAUGGAAAAGGCUAAGGCUAAGAAUGUCGAAGUUGUCUUACCAGUUGACUUUGUCAUUGGUGACGCUUUCUCCCCAGAUGCUAACACCAAGAUUGUUUCUGACAAGGAAGGUAUCCCAGCUGGCUGGCAAGGGUUGGACAACGGUCCAGAAUCUAGAAAGUUGUUUGCUGCUACCAUUGCAAAGGCUAAGACUAUUGUCUGGAACGGUCCACCAGGUGUUUUCGAAUUCGAAAAAUUCGCUAACGGUACCAAGGCUAUGUUGGACGAAGUUGUCAAGUCCUCUGAAUCCGGUAACACUGUCAUCAUUGGUGGUGGUGAUACCGCUACUGUUGCUAAGAAGUACGGUGUCACUGAAAAGAUCUCUCACGUCUCUACCGGUGGUGGUGCUUCUUUGGAAUUGUUGGAAGGUAAGACCUUGCCAGGUGUUGCUUUCUUGUCCGACAAAUAA